AUGGGAACCACCGAGAACCUGGGCCUCACCUUCUACGAGUCGGGCUCCGCAUGCCUGGAUUUCUUCUUCCACAUCGUCCCGGUGACCACCGAUAAGUCGCGCGUCCAGGAGCUGGCCGCGGCGGCGUGGGCGGAGGAUCCUCUCACCACGCUCAAGCUCAUCUUCCAGCUCCGGGGCGUCCGCGGCACGGGCAAAUCGGACAAGCUCCACUUCUAUGACGCCGCGUGCUGGCUCUACGAGCACCACCCUCGCACACUCGCAGCAAACAUCGCCAAGGUUGCCCCGGUUGGCUACUUCAAGGAUCUCUUGGAGCUCGUCCAGAGGAUAUUAGAAGGCGAGGAGGUGACCGAGAAGAGGAUCGAGGAGAAAAGGCAGCACAAGCGGAGGAAGCCACCGAAAGAAUCGGUGAUGAGCUCGACGAGGGGCUAUAGGAGGAGCUUGUUCUCCUGGACGAAGCCAUCGGGGAAGAACAAGUGGGCGAGAGCGUCGUCCAAGCUCAAGAUCGGCACCAAGGAGGACAGGAUCGCGGCCAGCCUCAAGAGGGACAAGCUGUUGAAGCAGCAGGCGUCGGAGCUUCGCAGGAGGAAAGCGCUGGAGCUGGCCAAGCGCGUGAUCGAGCGGCACGAGAAAGAUGACGAGUUCGCGGCGAUCUACUCGGGUGUUGCGCGUGUUUUCGCCGAGGCUCUGGCCAAGGACAUGGAAGCGCUUCGCAGCGACAAGGAGAAAGCGAGGCUCAGCCUCGCCGCGAAGUGGUGUCCAUCGCUCGACUCGUCGUAUGACAAGCAGACGCUGCUAUGCGAGGCGAUCGCGCGGCUGCUCUUCCCGAAGGACAGCUCUCCCGAGCUCGCGGAGCUCGAGCAGCCGCACUACGCUUACCGGAUCCGCGACAAGCUGCGCAAGGAGGUCCUGGUUCCACUGCGCAAGGCGCUGGAGCUACCGGAGGUGUUCAUGAGCGCGCAGAGGUGGGAUGAGCUGCCAUACAACCGGGUGGCGUCGGUGGCGAUGAAGAACUACACGGAGAUCUUCAUGAAGCACGACGAGGCGCGCUUCAAGCAGUUCCUGAGCGACGUCGAGGCCGGGAAGAAGAAGAUCGCGGCGGGGGCUUUGCUCCCGCAUGACAUACUCAGGGACGCGGUGGAGGAGCACCGCGAGACGGCGGAGCUGCAGUGGAGGGCGAUGGUGGACGAGCUGCGGCAAAAGGGGAGCUUGCAAAACGCGGUCUCGAUCUGCGACGUGUCCGGGAGUAUGUAUGGGACGCCGCUGGAGGUGGCGAUCGCGCUGGGACUCCUCACGGCGGAACUGAGCGAUGAGCCGUGGAAGGGGCGGCUGAUAACUUUCAGCAACGAGCCCGCAUUCCACGAGAUCACCGGCAAGACGCUGGCGGAGAAGUACCAGUUCACGGCGAGGAUGCCGUUGGACAUGAACACCGACUUCCAGAAGGUGUUUGAUCGCAUCCUGGAGCGAGCACGCGAGUUUAACGUCCCGCCCGAGAAGAUGGUCAAGAGGCUCUUCGUCUACAGCGACAUGGAGUUCGACGAGGCCAGGGGCGGACCGGCAAACAAUCCUAGUCCGAAUUGGUGGGGUGGAAGCUCGCCAUCGCCGCCAGCCGCUUCGGAGGGAUGGCUCACGGAUUAUGAAUUGAUCAAGCAGAAGUUCAAGGCUGCCGGAUACGAUGAGCCGCCGCAGAUCGUGUUCUGGAACCUGAGGGACUCGGACAGCAUCCCGGUGACCAAGGACGAGCCUGGCGUGGCGCUCGUCUCGGGCUUCUCCAAGAACAUACUCAAGAUGUUCCUCAACUACGACGGCCGGGUGAAUCCCAUGAUAAUGCUGCACAACGCCAUCUCGGGCCCGAUGUUCGAGGACAUGGUAGUCGUUGACUAG
Messenger RNA from Selaginella moellendorffii, 1881 nucleotides. RefSeq lists its product as uncharacterized. The coding region runs from base 1 to 1881 and encodes 626 amino acids. The transcript has a single exon. The record is from RefSeq and is a predicted model, not a curated record. NCBI's taxonomy places the organism in Eukaryota, Viridiplantae, Streptophyta, Lycopodiopsida, Selaginellales, Selaginellaceae.